Molecule: messenger RNA, 204 nt
Organism: Triticum turgidum subsp. durum (durum wheat)
Lineage: Eukaryota; Viridiplantae; Streptophyta; Magnoliopsida; Poales; Poaceae
Source: the annotation of a GenBank genome assembly
AUGGGUGACGCCAAGUCGUCGUGGCCGGAGCUGCUGGGGGCGCCGUCCGAGGUGGCGAAGCAGAAGAUCCUCAGUGACCGCCCGGACGUGCGCGUGUUCAUCGUGCCCGUCGGCAACAACGUCACCGGCGACUUCAACGACAAGCGCGUCCGCGUCUUCGUCAACACCCGCGGCGACCUCGCCAGGGUCCCCAACAUCGGCUAG